ACACCAUCGAAAACUUCCUAAUAAUAAAAUAAAUUAGGUUAGGUCGAGGUCGGAGCAUAUAUGGGAGCGGAGGGAAGCGAGAGAGAGAGACCUUCCUCCGUGGUGCCUCGUGCCCGUCGUUCUUUUUCAUAUUUUUUUCAAAUCCGCGUACACGUAAAUUUGGCAACGGGGAGCAACAUUUAAUGAUCAAAAACUGGUUUCUAUUGCACACUUUCCAAUGCCGUAAACGGCCGAUCGGGACCGAGCAGCACACUCGAACUUCGCGACGGUGAAGAGCGAGAGAAGGAAGGCGGGCGAAUAGAACAGAGCGAGACGACGCGCCGUGCUGCCACGUAAUUGCCGAUCGAUAAACAAAUCCGCGGUGUCCGCAGAUCCAAGUAUUUUAACGCCAAAUUUAAUAAUAAUUGUGAUAUUUAGUAUUCUCAUUUUUGUUAAGUGUGAUAAAAUACAUUAUUAACUUUUUUCUUGUUAAGGUUUAAGACUACUUUGGAUUAUAGGAACCAAGUUUAAGUGCGCAUUAAAUUUAUUGUAUGAGUCUAUGUGUGAAGUUGUUCGUGAGCCAAGUUUCGAUGUCCCCCUCUUCUUAUUCAUGUAUCGCUAAACAUUAGUUGAAUCCGUGACGUCCAAGUUUGUAUAUCUCUCUGGCUGGCCAGACUGAUAUGGAGCACUAAUGACGAUGCGCGCCCCCACCCUCUCCGAGCCGAAGUCUAAUCUAAUAAUAUUUCCUACCUAUCAAGUGCCUCAAGAGUCAGCCAUGCGGGGCAGCGCACCCCAUCAUGAACCAGUACAACAACAACAACAAGACGAAGAAAUAAUAAUCGCUCGGGCGUCUCGGGGGGGUCGAGCCGACCCCCCGUCCCGUCCCCAAAUCGGCGGCGGCCGCCCCCUCACCAUCACCGUGGGGAAACAUGCGGCGGCUGCGGCCACUUUAUCUGUGAUAUCCGGCUCCGGAAGGGGCCCCGCGGUCGCCACUUACCGCCGCGAGGCCUCUGCCCCUAAUCUUAAGCUGCAAUCUGUGACCGAUAAUUGUCUUCUGAACUCUGUUACCGUACCAAAAAUACAACGUAAUGACCGUGAUACGGUCGCCCACAAUAAUUAUUUAACUAAUAAUGAUUUAAGUAAUAAUAAUGUAGAUAGAGAUAAGGUAGUAGUUGAUCGCUAUGAUGAUGUUGAUGAUGGUGAUGAUAAAAUUGAUGACGUUAGUAGUAAGUUUGGUGCUUUGCCCCCUGGACGAGACAUUCCCAACCAAAAGUCUGAUGACCUCGAAGUACUCGACGCAUUGGAGAACUUUCGUUCGACUGCUCUUCAUUGCGAUAACAACGACAAAGACGAUUACCUUAAACGUACUGAACAACAUGGAGAUUACGAUCUGUGCCACAAGCAAAUGAUCCUGCGCACCAUCUACGAUGAGACCAUGCAAGGCCUCUCGCCCCCUUUGAGAUUGAGAGGAGGCGGGGAGAGCUCCCUUAGUACCGGCACCUCCGGAUGGGGCACUCCGCCUUCCCAGCAGGCUAAUAACAACAACAUGAAUAAUACGACCGGCUGGGGUACGGCGAACCCUAACCAACCGAACGGCGCCGGUAGUCAGCAGUGGAACAACAAUGCUAAUCGACCACCGGGUUCAUCCCAAAAUGACGCCAAUAAAACAAACGCGGGCGGCCAACAACCGCCGACCUCGCAAUCAAAUAGCGCGGGCGGCUGGGGUCAACCGGGCGCCAAACCGCCCCAAGGAACCAACCAAGGAGCGCCCUCCGGUGCCGCCGCCGCAGCCCCACCGGCCAACAACAACGCCCAAAACAAUCCCCAGAAUGCCAACAACACCAACACGACCAAACAGCAACUCGAGCAAUUGAACAACAUGCGAGAAGCCAUUUAUAGUACCGAAGGAUGGGGCGGCCAUGUAAACCAAGACUCCCAAUGGGACAUACCGGCCAGUCCAGAGCCCCCUAUGAAAAUGGACGGUUCCGGGCCUCCGCCAUGGAAACCGGCUGUCAAUAACGGAACGGAACUGUGGGAGGCGAAUUUACGUAACGGCGGUCAGCCUCCACCGCAGCCCCAACAAAAGACCCCCUGGGGUCACACCCCAUCUACCAAUAUCGGAGGCACGUGGGGCGAGGAUGACGAUGCCGCCGAAAGUUCCAACGUUUGGACCGGGGUGCCUAAUAAUCAACAACAAGGAUGGAAUAAUAAUUCGAAUACCAUGUGGGGAGACUCAAAUAAGAGAGUGGCAGGUGCCGCAGGUAAUAACGCUUCCGGAUGGGGCGACCCAAGAGCCCCCGCCGACCCAAGGGCGGCUGCGGUGGCCGCCGCUGCCGCCAUGGAGAUGCGACCCGAUUUAAGGGCGGCCGCGGCCGCUUCUGGACUCGAUCCGAGACAGCUGGAUCCCAGAGAGCAAAUCAGACAGAUGACUGGAGGUGAUAUGCGUGGAGAUCCUAGAGGCAUAACGGGAAGACUGAACGGAGCAGGUGCGGAAUUUUGGGGCCAAACGGGUCCACACGUGGGUCCCGGGGCGAUGCACCACCAGAACAAAAUGCCCGUAGGGCCCGGCAAUGCCGGCGGAUGGGAGGAACCUUCGCCGCCCACCCAGAGACGUACUAUGCCCAAUUACGACGACGGAACAUCCCUUUGGGGUAAUCCCCAGCAAGGGUCUCAUUGGCAAGGUAUGUCCACAGGCGCGGGUGGUGCCAUGGGCGGCCGGCCUAGAGGCGGCCCGCCCGGAAUGGCGCCCGGCCGUAAACCGGAGGGCGUCUGGGGCGGCGGCGGAGGAGGCGCGGGCGGCGCAGGUGGCGGCGGUCGUAACGGUUGGGACGACGGUCCGGCCGGAGCGGGUUGGGGCGACGAACCGGGCGCACCCUGGGCCAAACCGAAGGGGCCGGGCGGCCUGUGGGACUCCGAACUCGAUUGGGGCCACAAACCCCAAAAUAAACCGCAGUUCACCAAGGAACAAGUUUGGAAUUCAAAGCAGUUUAGGAUGUUGGUCGACAUGGGAUUUAAGAAAGACGACGUGGAAAACGCACUUCGUAUGCGCGAAAUGAACAUGGAGGAAGCUCUGGAGCUGCUUAGCCCGUUGCGUCGCGGCGGUGGUGACGGAUGGGGCGCAGGGGCGCCUCACGACGACCAUUUCGAACACAACCAGUUCCCGGGGGCGGCACAGAGGUUCGCUGGUCUCGGAGGCCCUACGGGUAAUCCUUUGGGCGGCGGCGGAUAUCCUCCGGGUCCCGGACUACUUAACAGUAUGGGAGGAGGAGCGGGACAACCAAACAGCUCUCUUAUAAACAACAUUUCGCCCGCGGUGGUCCAAAAGAUCCUGUCGACGCAGCAAGCGGGUGGGCAGGGCGUGGGCGGAUUCGUCGGUAGCGCCGGCGGUCGACCCAUGCAACCCCAGAACCAACCGUCCACGCAGCAGUUGCGCAUGCUCGUGCAACAAAUCCAGAUGGCCGUGCAGGCCGGUUACCUCAAUCAUCAGAUCUUGAAUCAACCGCUCGCACCUCAGACUCUAGUCCUACUCAAUCAGCUGCUGCAGCAGAUCAAGGCGCUGCAACAGUUAAACAGUCAGCAACAGAUCACUUUGCAAUCCGGCAAAGGGAAUGCCAAUAACCCCACUUUGGUGCAAUUUUCUGUACUAAUUUCGAAAACUAAGCAGCAAAUCAUCAAUAUUCAGAAUCAAAUUCAGGCUCAACAAGCGCAUUACGUUAAACAGCAGCAGCAAGGUCAGAUCGGUGGUUACGAUUUUAAAUCGAACCCAAUGCACGAUUCGAUCAACGCAUUACAGAGCAAUUUCGCCGAUUUGGGUUUAAACAAAGACCCGACUCAGCAAUCGCAAUCACGACUAAACCAAUGGAUCAACAAAGACAAAGAUGAGAACAGCGAAUUCAGCAGAGCGCCCGGUUCUUCAUCUAAGCCAGUAGCUACCUCGCCGAACAUGGCUCCUAUUGGACUGACCCAACCUGAUGGACCGUGGUCUAGCGGCCGUUCAGGUGACACCGGUUGGCCGGACUCGAGCGGGGCGGACACCACCAACGACGUAAAAGACGCACAGUGGGGCGCAGCCGCUCAACCUUCCCUGACUGAUUUAGUACCUGAAUUUGAACCUGGAAAACCUUGGAAGGGUAAUCAGAUAAAGUCUAUUGAAGACGACCCGAGUAUCACGCCCGGAUCCGUAGUGCGUUCGCCGCUCUCGAUCGCGACAAUAAACGUCAAAGAUAACGAAUUGUUCGGCAUUAAUUCAAGCAAGAGCCCGCCGGCCACCGAUGCCAUGCAGUCUCUCAGCUCGUCUACUUGGUCAUUUAAUCCUCCGUCUACCUCCAGUGCUUUUACCAGCCCCCAGAUCAAACUGCCAACAACCAAAGGUAGCCUUGGCGACCUGAACCCCGGCACCGCGGUGACCUCGGAGCUAUGGGGCGCCCCUAAAUCGCGUGGACCCCCGCCCGGUCUUUCCGGAAAGGGCGGCUCUCUGGCCAACGGUUGGACCGGACCUCUCGGUGGUGGUGGCGCCGCCCCCUGGUGCGGCUCCACCAACGUCGGCCAACGUAACUCAGGCAAUUGGGGCGGUUCGACCGGCGGCACUUCCCAGUGGUUGCUAUUGAGAAAUCUUACUGCACAGAUUGACGGAUCGACUUUGCGAACGCUUUGCAUGCAGCAUGGUCCGUUGCUAAGUUUCCACCUCCAUCUCCAUCAAGGUUUUGCACUUGCCAAAUAUUCAUCGCGCGAGGAGGCCACCAAGGCCCAAACUGCGUUAAAUAACUGCGUCCUCGGCAACACGACAAUUUUGGCGGAAAAUCCGACCGAUUGGGAGGCCAACACUCUCCUGCAAAGUAUCGCGAAUCAACAAGGAGGAAAUUCUGGUGGAUGGCGCAGCUCAUCUACGAAACCAGGUGGUGAUACAUGGAGCACCGGAUGGUCCAACAAUCCAACGAGUUUAUGGGCGACCACGCCUCUGGAUUCAAGCGACCCCGCCCGAGCCACCCCCUCGAGCCUUAACUCCUUUUUGCCCAACGACCUAUUGGGCGGCGAGUCGAUGUAAAUUAAAGGCAAGUGAAAAUAAGUCAGGAUAAGAACAAAUAAGCUAAAAAAAAUUAAAAUAAAUAAAUAAAAAGAUAUAUUUAUAGAUAAUCAAUUGCAGAUAACAGUAAGAAAUGUAUCAGACUUUAAACCCGCGUUUCCUUUCCGAAUUAGUUUGGACUAUUUAAUUUUAAUAUUUGGAUGAUAUUUAUUGAUGUAUUAUUUGAUUCGAGACAAAGAUCGACUUUUUACUGUUGAUGUAAAUGUAUUUCUACUAUUAAUUUUUAACGAGGUGAUUUUAUAUAGUUGUUGUUUUAGAAUAUAUUCUGUUUUUUUUAUGAUUAAGGUUAAAGUAAGGGGGAAGUUGUAGGAGUAAAACCAAAAGUAAACUAUAGGAAUUUUCCUGUAAAUUAUGGAAAAUUGGGAAUAAUUUUAUUUUGCGUUCUUAUUAAUUUAUUUUCGAGUUGCCAUUUUUUGUUUUGUAAUUUUUCCGAUCGUUUUUUUUAGUUUUCACUGGUUCUGUGAAAAUAAUUAAGAAUUAUUAUAUUAUAUAUAACUAAUGUAUUUGUAGCUUUAAACGGAAUAGUUAAACCAUUGUGUCAAGAAGAAUAGUGACUUAAAGAAAGAGAGGAAAAUAAUCCGACUGCGAUGCGUUUUUUGUUAUUUCUUUUAUUUAAAAACCGAGCUCAAUAGAAACGCACCAAGUGACGCAUAUGAAAAUAUGAAAUGUAACCUAAACUAGUCCCAAUUAAGAAAAGGUUUAUUAUUAACUAUAUUAUAUAAUGAAAUAUAUAUUAUAUAUAACUAUGUGACCAAACUCAUGAUAAUUACAUUUUAUAUAUUUCGAGCUCUUAGAAUAGACUUCUCAUAUAAUUAGAUAUUUUCCUAUAUAUUAACACUUUGUAAUAUUAAUGUUGUUUUUAAUUAUUAUUAUUAAUAUUAUUACUGUUUAAUCGGUUAAUUUAAUGGUACCUAAGUUAUUUUAUAAUGAUUACGUUUUAAGUGACUCGGUGUGGUAAUCUUUUCGUGGCAUGUAUCCUAUCCUAUUUUCGUUUUCAGUUAAGUAAGGCGAUUGGAAAAAUUGCGCAGGGGUAUAUGUGACGAGAGUGAUGAUGUGGUGACAUUUCGAUGCUUCUUGGGCUAAUUUUAGAUGAGUGUCAGUUAAAAGAAAAGAAACCUUUUAUUUAUCUAUAAAUGUGAUAAAUCUGCAAGUUCGUUAAAGACUGAGUUUUAUAUUAGCCAUUUUUUAAAAUAGAAGACCACAUUAGCAGAUGAUUAAAUUGUCGUUGUCGGCCCAAGAACUAUCCUAAAUAGAUUGUUAGUUAGAUCGGGCAACUUAUGGCAUCGUUUAUUCCUCACCAGCAAAUCAUACCGACUGGCCUAUUUAAGUUAAAAACGGAUUUCUCAAAAAACACAUGUCAAUUUUCUUAUCUCUCUGGUCGAAAUAAUGAUGCCACCCCCGUUGCCGGAUUGUUGUUGUCCGUUACGUCACCGUUUUAAAGGGAGAUGCAAACACUCUCCCGUCCCCGCAGAACCUGUGAUCUCCUAUUCCUGAUAUAUCAAAUUACACUUACAAAUUAUACAUGUUUACGUAAGCUGUUAACUAAAAUAUUUUUGGGUUGGAUUAGUCCCAAAUUAAAAAAAUAAAACACCACACAAUCAGUUCUUAGACUGCACGCUAAAUGAAAGUAUUCUUAAAUAAAUUUAAGUAAUAAAUUUGGGAAAAAAAACCAAAAUAUCGUUAAUGAAAGUUUAUUAUUAUACCCUUAAAUCGUAAUGUAUUUCUGUGUUUAAUGGAUGUGUUAGCCGUAGACUUUGAAUAUCGUUACAUUUUUUUAGUCUGUAUAAACUGUGAUUGAUUUGAUCACAAUAAGAAUUAACAAACAUGUGUUAUCGUGGUGUUCAUACAAUAUCGAGAUUCAACUUUAUAGCUAACCAAGUGUGAAAGAGUGAGAGAUUAAUAAAUAAUAUUAUUGUCCCGGCUCACUGUAACUUGGACGUUACGCGACUUAUUAAGCAAAUGGAUUCAGAUUAGUCAUAAGUUUUUUUUUUAAAUUUAAGAUAAUCGUUAAUGUUUCGGUACGCCCCAUUAUGCCUAAGAUCAAUCAACUUUGAUUCAAAUUACAAGGCAUUAAUAUAAUGUUCAUAUUACAUCUCUUUUUAAUGGCCGACUAACUCGUAUUAGAUACGACGUUUCGUUUCUUUUUAAUUAUUAGGAUUUUUGGAAAUUUUUACAAACAUUAUAGCUCAGGAGUGCUCCAAAUUGCCUAGAAUAAAUCCUUGUUUAUUCCAAGUUCUAUCCCCCUUGUGACCGAAAUGUCUGGAUGUUUUUUAUUCCAAAUGCUAGGAACAUCACUUUGGUAUAUUUUACACCAAGAGCCAAACAUUCCAAAGCUUUUUCUCCAGAAAACUAAUUUAAAAGUUAAACAACGUCGCACCUAAUACUCCUUAAAACAACCAAAAUGUAUUCACGGAUCAACUUAAAGUAAACCCUCUAAUGAUAAUCCUCCUAAUCUCCAUUUUAUUUUGUAUGUGAAUUAUAUUUUUAUUAGUGAGGCAGCUGAACCGAACCUUUUCUAGUCUUUGUUUUAUAAUUCGUCAAUCCAUUUGCUCCAAGUUACCAAACACGAACUCUAGUGGCGAAAAAGACUGAAGUUAUUCGAGCCUUCAAAGGAUGCAUUUAACCUCUUUAAUGGUAUCGUAACGUCCUAGUUAACCGUGACGGUGCGCAGGAAGAUUAUUUUUAUCACCGGAAACAAAAAAAAAACGUCGAAUCGUAUAAGUUUUAGGUUGGGAUGAUUUGAUCUUCUGACGUUGAACAUGAACUAACAGUUUAAAAAAAAGUACAUAACUGUGCUGUGACUCUUAAGUGGCUUUUUAAUUUUUAAAAAUAACUGAAAAAAAUCCAAAAAAAAGGUAUGUUUUUUUGAGAGGAAAAAACUGUCGUUUCUUUGUUAGCUUUUCAAAGAUGGUUGGGCGUCCGUUUAGUAGAUCUAGCGAUUCGAGUCAUAUCGUGCAAAAAUAAUGGAACAAUAAUAAACUAUUAUCAAAAAUAAUAUGUAUUUUUUAAUAUAUUAGAGUUGAAAUUCAAAACAGUAGGUCUAAGAAACGGACGGUUUUUUUUAAAUAUAUAUUUAAAAAAAGGUGCAAAAAAACAGGCUGUUCUUUCCAACAGGCUGACACUGCUUUAAACUUUUGAAAAAAGACGCUUUACUUAAGCCUACUGGAAAUAAUAGACCUCUCUUUUAAGUUCCAAAAUAGAGAAUAUUUAGUAUCUUAUUGCCAAUUUACAUUUUAGUAUAUAUGUAUUAGCCUUUAGGUAUUACGAUAUUACUUAGUAGUUAAGAAACUUGGUAGUAGGGAUAUAUUGUGUGUUCUUAUAUAAUCGGACAACCACAAAACUCUGAAUCAUACACUAUUAAUGCUGUUGGUCAAAACCAACAUUUCCUGGUAAAAUGGCGAACUUUUUGAAGCAAAUAAGCUUUUGUUCUCCCGUUUAACGAUAACAGGGUACUACUGGGCGAAAAACUAGAUUAUUUGCCACAAAACAUUCCGAUUUUCUGAGGAAAGCAAUCAAAUAGUAAAAGCCUAGGUGUGUUAUUGGCACUGUAAUAUUUUAUUUCGUAUUUUAGUCUAAAUUUGAAAAAAGCAAUGACAUUUGAACCCCACACUAUCCCGCGCGGCCUUCGUAAGUGGUUGUUAACCGUCAACUAGUAACAUUUAUCUAAACCGCAUAAAAUAGAAACGUUAGAGCACUUUGACUAUUUUAAAAAAUGACAAACUGCCUUUUUGUACAACUUCCAGUCUGAAAGAAUUUCGAUUAUUUUGCAGUAAAUUGGUACUAAAUCACCAUAUUUUUUUUCAAAAUUAACUUAGGUGUUAGGUACUGUAUAGACUCCCCUUCACCGGUGAUUUUAUACUAUUAAUGUAAACGGUCGGUAAUGUCUUAGAAGGUUCUUUUUUUAUUCGCACCAAUUGUGAAAACCCCAUGUAAUCUCUAUGGGGUUUUAGGUCAGGACUUUGGAGUAACCACGAUUAAUAAAGAAUUAUUUUAUCGAUAAUGUAUGUUUGGGAAUAUGGCACUAAACAGCAAAAUUCAAAUAAGUUGAUAAGCACUCGAAUAUGUAUUUUAAUACUUAAGAAUUUGGAUAUUUAGAUAUUCAGGACAUGUUUUUUUUUACGUCAGUUUUUUUUUUUUUUUUUUUUUUUUGAGUAAUUUUGAAGAAAGUUCUACUUCAGACUUCUUUUUCUAUAAACCAUACUCCGAUUCAUUUUAAUUCAACUAUAAUUUUAAUUCAAAAUUACAAUGCAGUCUUAUCUACAGUUAACUUCAUAAAUCGCCGUAAAAUUAUAAAAAUUAGUGGUAUAGGGGAAUUAUUUUAUUUAAAUUUCUAACACAAAAUUGUACGUAUUCAAUAAUGGACCAAAUAAUUAGUUAUUAAAAUAAUUUAUUCGUAGCGUAAUAAUUUAUUUUAAAUAAUCAAUUAUUUAAGGUGCGAUUUUGAAUAAUUUGACCCAAACAUGUCUGAAUGAAAUCACGUGUUUGCUGGAAAAUAGUAAUUUUCCGAGAAUUUCUGGGAUACUGGAGUAAAUACCCCAAGCUGCCUUAGCAAAAACGUCAAUUUCCAACCACCGUCAUAUAAAAAAAGAACCUUCUCACCACUUUUACCAGCCAUGUAUUGUGAUUUACUUAUUAAUAUAAUAAUGUAUAUAAUAUCAAGUGUGCAUUAUAUAAAUACCGGGGUGAAGUAUAUACUUUGUCAAACUAUAAACUUGCACCCCCUAAUUAGUUUCCUAUCGUCUGAUAUUUGUGUACCUUUUAAUAUUUAGAUUGUAAAGUUGUUUAUUUGUAACAAAAAACAUCAUAAAAAAAACAAAAAAAAAAUAUAAGCUCAGCUUAAGUAUCACAAUAAAUAGUCUUAGCCUUUGCACGACUAAAUAAACAAACUCGUGGCUAAAAUACUGUGAGAACGUAGCAAUUUCUAAAAUUAAAAGAAUCACCGGCGUUACCUGAACUAUUUGCAAUAUAUUAAAGCAAACAGCAACGAACGUUCAAGCAGGAAACGUGCAUUGAUACGUAACUAUCAAAAUUUUAAAAAAAUACGCCUCCUCAACCCCCAAAUGAAGCUCAUAUAACAUUUCGUCUUGUAAAUACUACAAGUGUUAGAUAAUUGUUAAAAAAAAAAUAAUAAAAACAAAACCGUUAGUAUUUCGUUUAGGUUUACAGUAUUUGUGAUCAAAGUGCCACUUGUGUUUUCAAGUAUAUAUAUUAAAAUAUAUUUAAUCAUUGCCACUAAAUACUAUAUUAUUACAAUAUAUAUUAAUAAUUAAAGAUAUAUUAUAUAAUGAGUACACCAUUGUAAUAGAGGAAAUAGAAUUAAUAAGGCGAGUUGCCUAUAAUAAUUAUUGUAGUAGUGAAAUCUUGGUGUUCGGUAGUUCUAAGACUUAUUUAACUUGACCUGACUUAAGUAUUUUUUCUUUUUUAAUUUAACAGGGGAUUAUCUCCUAAAGACUUAAACGGUUCUUUAGGUAGAUGUUAAUUUUGAGUUUCACUUGAACUCACACAAGUAUAGAGGUUUUUAUUUACUAUUUGGGUUUUAUGUUACUAAUAGUAUAACCUUACAAAGGUUCUAUUGAGUUAAGGUAUCUUCAGGCUAUCGGAGAGAUUAUCGUUUUGGAUCUUUAUUUUUGGGACUCUCAGCUAAUGUCCUUUGAGUGUAUUAGGUUUAACCAAAAAUUAAUCAAUUUAAAGGAAAAUUUGUGAUUCCAGUUGUUUUAAAUAAUUUGCAAAUACGUCUUUCAAAGACAUUAAGUUGCAAUGUUUUAUGUAAUUACAAAUAAAUCUGAAAAAUCAAAGGUUUCAUAAUUUUUAAAAAUAAAAUUAAUAAAAAUAAAGACUUCACUCAAAGAGUGUCAUGGACAACAAGUCACUUACUAUGCGUUAAAGACUACAUCAUACAUGUAGAUUUGCAGAUUUAUUCAACUUAUCUCACUAGGCCUUUUACCUCACGUUUUACCUGAUGGACCUUAACGAUUAAUCAAAAAUUAGUAACAUUUAAUCCCAAAAAAAAUUAAUUUUUUUUACUCUCAUGAAUCCAAGAAAAAUAUCCUAUAAUAUUUAACGCUUUCUAUGAUAAAAUUAAGACUAUAAAAUGCCAAAGUUGUGUGAGCGGUUCGAGUUUUUUAGAUUAUUUUCAAUUCAUAUCAUAGAAACCUACUGCGAUACUUAUCACGAGCAUCAUUUAAUCUUUUUGUUCUUUCACUCCUCCCCAUUGUAAAACGUGUUAGGUUCUACGGCUGAUCUUAUAAAUAACGUCCAUAUCAAACGUCGCUUUCGUUCUUCUUUAAACGCAUUAAAAGAUUAGGUGAUGUUAUUGUUUAACUAAUCCGGAUCUGUCUUAUAGCAACUUUGACAAGGUCACAUUAAAGUCUGCCAAAAAUUGUAACCCUGACUUUAUAUAGGUUUAGUAUAGAGUUAUUUUUAUGAAUCGGCAAUAAUAAUAAUAAUAAACAUUUACUUUUUAAAAUAUAUAAAAAGUGAGUAUUUUAAUGAAAUUACGGUUUUUAAACACUUUUUCUAAACGGGCCGCCGGUCCUAGAUAACAUAGAAAGCUUGUCGCUUUUUUAGUGAAAUAAAUGCGCAAUGUGUUUUUCGUAUUAUAUAACACUUGAUAAUACCAAUCGAUGUGCCUCUUGACUUUGUUAUAAUAAUAAGUAACUUAAAUAUUUAAAAAAAAUCGUGACCUGGUUGGUCUCAGUUUUGUCCCGAGAAUGAAUAUCUACUUUAACCAAUGAGCUUUAACAGAAACUUAUUAUGUCUUUUUAUACGACUAAGGUUAAGUAACCACCAAUAUUUGGACCUUAAAAAGGGAGAUAUAAGCGUACAAUUAUUAUGUUUAAAUCUCUUUUAGUUUAAGUGAUUUGUCUAUUAAGAGAAACUUGCUUACAAAAAAAUGGUUUAUGGGUAAAUUUAAGUGUGUGUAUGUGCGUAUACUUAAUUAAGGGAAUUGUUACUUAUGCAGUGGCAGCAUUUAGUCAUUAGUAAAUUAGUAUUAAGUAUAAUAAUAAUAGAAUAAGCUCCUGGAUAAAUUUAAGAACUGUGCAAUACUUUCACCCUUAAAGUAUUAUUUAGUUUGACCUUGGAGGGCUCUAAGCCCUCUUUUGCACAGGUUUUCUUGCCCCUCCCCCUAAUACACAAUUUCUUUUUUUGUACUCUUGUCACUAUAUACCAAAGACCUUUUGUGUCAUAUUAUACUGAGUUAAAUUUUUUUUUUCGAAUUUUCGCCAAAUUCUUCCAACCAUGGUUGUGAUAGUCAUAGUAUAGCGCUUUCAUAUUCCACGUGCUGAAUUGUGUUUUUUUUUUUCAAUUCUACCAAUAAGUUGUUAAUAUAAUUAGAUCCUGAAAAGGCCGAAAGGUCGCCACUUUCAGCCUUUACAGCACAAAACUCAAGUGCCUAUAAAUAUGUGCAAUUGAAAAAUUUGGGCCUGACUUAUAAGACAGGGUUUAAACAUAUUUAGGCGAAUUGAUUGUAUAUUUAAAUCGGCUACGGUUUAGCCCCACUAUUGUAUAAAAAUAAAACAAAUUUUGCUGAAGAAACCUAGAAAAAAACUUAGAGAGUAAAAAAACCCGUAAGAAUAAUGGUGUGAUUUUUUGGAGGACUGGCGCACGCAAUGGCGUCACAUUGAUAUUUUUAUUGAGAAAAAUGACUAUUUUUUAGAAUAUCCCGCGAUUGCGCGUGCCCGCCGCCUGUCGAGAUGUAAUUUUUUUGUUGACCCCCGUCGUCCACCCCCCCGUGCGACGCCAAGGGUUUAUGCUAGCAAGGUACUGCCAACUGUAAAAAGAAUAUUGUAUGUUCUAAUAUUAUCAGAGUUUUAUCGCGUAGGUUAAUAAUUGUACUAUAAAAUUUCACUAACCGGAGAGUUGUUCUUUCUGAAACAGGUACGAAUAAUAAAAAAAACAUUUAAUUAGUUAGUUGUGGGGUAGUUAAACGGUUGUUAGGCCCUCAAUCUCAGGUUUAGGAUUUAUUUUCUAGUGUGUAAACUAAUGAGUUACUAAAUGUUACAUUCCUUUUGAAAGUAGUUCGUGUUGGGAUUUGAAGCAUUUUUGUCAAUAGGAAACACUCUUUCACUAAUUUUAAAAUAGACCCAGUACUUAGGACCAAACACAGAUUUUUUUUUUGGUAUAUUUUUAAUUCAGUAAACGGACACAAACCUUCAAUUGUGAUCAAAACAGCAGAUGGUUUUUUGACAUCACUUUUACUUGGUUUUUGGUUUCAGUUAGAUUAAUUUUAAUGAUCCAUCUCGCUUUUAAAGUUCCUUAGAAGAUUUAUUAAUUAGUCAUUUAUGCUUAACUAAUUUCUAUUGCAUUUUUUUUAAACUUUGAAUAACUGUUUUACUAUUCAAGAUAGAGACUUCAUUCAAAGACUAUAAUAUAAAAGCAAGACAUAUAUAUAACAGCAAGUCAGGUACUAAAUUUUAUGUAAUUUUAAAAAAAAUAUUAAAAAUUAAGAGUUUUGGAGAAAAAGUCAAAUUUAGGUUUUUUGCUUUUUUCAUGAAUUGCAUUAUUUCCAACAAACAGGAUAACUUUUUUACAAAUAAAGGUAGAAACUUGAUUUAAAAACUGUGGUAGACAAUAAGUCACAUAGUUUUUUUUUAGGUAAUUAUUAAAGAAUUAGAAAAUAUCAAGGAUUUUGGAGAAAAAUUGACAGUUGUGAGCAACUUAAAGAUUAUAAUGGAUAACCAUUUUUACACACCAUGUUUUAUAUAACCAUGAAAACGUCUCAAAAAAAAUCGAAAAUUAUUAUAGCAUUUUAUGGCCUAACUGAACCAAAUUCCAAAUUUUGCGUUGCCAAAUGAACCACUUUUAUCCAGUUCUAUGCCAGGUACUGCAUCAUUAACUUUGUGAAACGAAAAAGAACCCAGUUGUUAUCGUAGAUAAAUCAAAUUAAAAAAAAAAAUGCCUUAAAAUGACAAACAAAAGUGUGCUCUCUUUCUAGUUAAUUUAUAUAGUUAAUAUUUAAGGAACGUAGUUUAGAAUAAAUUGCCAUUGAUUGGCCAAGAAAGACUGUAGAGGGAUACCAGGUGAUUAAAAAAACUUUUAGUUGACCGAGUUCGGCCUCUUUUACCUAAACGUUUUUUUAACAGUUCAUUUAAUAGGGUUUAUAAGACUUGCACAGAAUAAAGUAAGAACUUUAGGUCCAUCUAAAAAAGGUGCUGUUACAGCUAAUUUUUGUUCGUCAACGGAAUCUCUACACAAUAUAAUAUAUUAUUUUGGCAUUAUAAGAGUUUCCUUGUCAUAUCAAUUAUUAAUAAAGACGGAGUCGUCGGUUAUCGAUUCUUUUUUUUUUUAAGUGCCAAAAUUUCGCUUUAGGAACCUUUUUGCUCAUGGCGAUUGAUCUACGCAGUCGCAUACGCUUACUUGCUGUGUGUAAUAACUUAAAAAUGCAAUAUGUGUAUAUAUUGGCUGAUGAAUUCUUGUACAAUUGUUAUGAUUUCAUAGUAUAUUAUUGUGUAAAUUUACUUAAUUGUUAGUAUAGAAAAUGUGUUAUUACUUAUUUAAGUAUUCGAUUAAAUUAAUUUAUACUAAUGAAAAUAAUAAUUAUAAAAAAAAAAUGCAAGUUUCUCUUAUAGAUAGAACACUACUGUUAGAUUUUGAGUAUGCUCCGGACUUGUAUAAUAAUGAUUACUAUGUACUAUAAACCAACAACAAUUACUACUAUAUUUUGUUUACGUUUUACGCACGCCCCUUGUGAUUUCCUUUCUUUUGUGAUAUAAGUACAAUUUUUGUGAUAUACUGAUAAUUAUAGCGUAUUUUAAUAUUGUUUUUAGUAAUUUGGAUGUGUCCAAUUUAAUUGCACGAGCGUGUUGAAAGUCGAAAUUUAUAAAACGUACCUCUAAUUAGCGAUCUUAAGUCGAUAACAUUUAUCUUUAAAAGAAAUAUUUAUUAUAUUAAUAGUGUUUUUUAAUUACGAGAAAAGUAUCACGUUAGGCAUUAGUUUAGCCCUAAUAUGGGGACAUUUCAGUCAAAACAUUUUAAGAUUCAGACUAUGGGGUUUCUUUUUGAUCGUCAGAUAUCUUAUAGAAUCCUCAAUUUGGGGUAUUUUUAAACAGAACAUUCCUAUACACAAUUUCAUCCCUGUGCGUGAAUUAAAUACAAACCCCAUUUGGGAUCAUUUUAAUUAGAUUACAACACUUCUUGAAUUAAAUGAUUUAAUCACCGAUCCAUGAUUUUUGUAUCUGAUCCGCUCUUGGGUGGAUCAGAUACAAAAAUCUCUCUUCAUAAGUUAUUUUUUUUAAAAUCCUUAAAACAUUCUCAUUUAGAUUACCAUUGAUUGCUCCAGGGUGAAGUACCAUUAUGCCAAGCAAAAUAAUAGGCGAAGGGCCCUGUUUACUUCACAAUCUUUAUUUCAAAAAUCCCGACGCGUUUCGACUGUUAAACCAUUAUCAAGGGAAAACUAUGUAGGUAAAAUAUAAAAGCGUGUUAUUAAACUAAUAAAUUAAUUAAAAACAUAGUAAAACUUACAUGAUAUUAUCAGAAAAUGUCCAUUAAAAGGUUAAAAACAACGGCAAACACAUAACAUUAAUCUAAAAACAUCUCAUCACACCGUAUAUUUACAAACAAUAACGGAUUUUGGUUUUUUAAAAAAACUCCAUAUGGGUACUACAUUAUACACAGAUAUUUAAUACUAGUACGAAUAGAAACAUCUAGAAUCAAACGCGUCGGGAUUUUUGAAAUAAAGAUUUGUGAAGUAAACAGGAUCCUUCGCCUAUUAUUUCGCUUUGCAUUCUCAUUUAGAUUCCUAAAACAAUCUUGUUGGGAAAAUAGCCCUCUCAAAAUAAUUGCAACCCAUCAGAGGCAACAUUUUUGCCUUUAGACAUCAGGUUUAGGAUUUUUCAUGCAUAAGGUUCACAUAUGUCUGCCCUUAACUUGGAACAUUCUCAAUUAGAUCAUAAGAUUCUUAUACAAAAAUAAUCCUAUAACAAAUACAAAGGGCCCAAAAAUCAUUCAAUCAGCCCAUUAAAAAAAAACUAUUUCAAGUAUAAGUAAAAAAUAAUGAGUUAGAAUAAAAUAAAAAAUAAAUGAGUUGCGUAAAAUGUAAACAAAAAAAGAGUUUAAUUAUUAGCAUCACAUGACUUGCUUGUUUCGAUUUGGUGUUAGGAUGGUAUAUUCUUGCAACAAAUGGCCUAAAACAAGUUCCCUCCUGUCAAUCUAGUCCAUUUUUAAUGUCCAACUGAAAAACUAUUCCAUUUAUUCUCUUGUCAUUCUGUUUUGUUGUUUGUAUAUCUUGUUUUGUUGUGUAGGAUCGUGGAUUUUUUGUAUCUUCCAAAAGUUGUUGUUUUUUUUUUAAGUUCCUUAUAUGUAUUUACUUAUCUUAUGGGUCGCUUACUUUUAGCCUUGUACUGUUUACUUUUUAGGUUGUUACGCAUAAAAAAAAAUUAUUAAAAAAUCGAAUAACGCAAUAUGUAAACUUUCCUGUAUUGACAGAUUCAAAUAUGUGAUAUUGCUGACAAUUUUUAAAUAAUAUUGUAUCUUCUACCGAUAUCUAUUAAAUCUUAAAAGAGAAAAAAAGCAUCACUAAAUAACAUUUUUGACAUAGUGAUCCAUUUAGAGUGUCGAUGAUGGGGCGGGUGAUCCCGCCGCCCCUAAAACUGAUUUAUAGGCUGUCUGAUUUUUUUUGUAAAGACAUUUUUAGGGAUGUGUACAAUAUAUGAUAAACAUAUAGAUUAAGAUGGUUUGUAGCAUAGACGGGUCUGUCACUAAUAUGUUUGGAUAAAGUCUGAUCUGAUAAGGGAGAAAAAACUAAACAAUAAAAACGAAUCUCUGACAUAAAUAGAAAAAAAUAAACGAGGGUUCUUCUCGCCCUUAAACUGUCACUAGGAGGGUAAACUCAGGGACCAGGCCAAAAGUCACGGUGAUAUCAAGUAGUAAAAUGUUAUUAAUGAAAAUCAAAUCAGAGAAUAAAAUAGUUAACAUCCCUCAAGUAAUUACACUACCCUAUUAUAAAACUCAAUUAAAUGUUGUAGAAAGAAAAUAUUUUCAAAUCUGUAUAAAAUAGUUUUAAUGUUAUAAAACUACCCGGCUGCACUGUAAAUUCUAAAUUAAUUUAAUAAUAAUAAUAAUGAAUCGAGUCCAAUCCAGUCUCCCAAAAAAAAAUUAAGAUACGUUCGUAAACGUACAUUUAUACAGUGCAGAUGGGCACCUAGGUUUAAGUUAGGUUAUGUAAGUGCUUUUGAACAACAUAUUUUGUUGUUUAUGCUCUGUACUUGUAACCCAAAUGACCAGUAUGCAUUCAGUAAUAAAGGUUGUCUUAAUGUA
Messenger RNA from Anthonomus grandis grandis, 17317 nucleotides. It is a transcript of the gene gw, whose product is annotated as protein Gawky. NCBI's taxonomy places the organism in Eukaryota, Metazoa, Arthropoda, Insecta, Coleoptera, Curculionidae. The coding region runs from base 671 to 5023 and encodes 1450 amino acids. The transcript is spliced from 19 exons. The record is from RefSeq and is a predicted model, not a curated record. Gene Ontology annotation, cellular component: P-body; nucleoplasm. Gene Ontology annotation, biological process: miRNA-mediated gene silencing by inhibition of translation; positive regulation of nuclear-transcribed mRNA poly(A) tail shortening. Gene Ontology annotation, molecular function: protein binding; RNA binding.